AAGCAACAUGACCACUUGUGACUUAUACGAUAUCUGGUCCAAGGCCUGUAAUCAUUAUGAUUUACCCGAGGCCAGCAUACGUUCCUGGUAUGAACGUAUACGUUGUAAACUCAGCGAAGAGGAUAGUAAACGUGUCUAUCACAAUUGGUCAUUUAUGCUGGCCCACAAACGGCCCGAAUUGGAGAAUGCCAAACCGCACAUUGUGUUGGCAGCCUUUUUCCAAUACUAUGAAUUUGAUUUACAAAAAAAUUGUGUACAAGAAAAUUGUGAAAUAUUUCGUGAAUUUUGUCGUGAUGCCAUGGUGGAGGAUGAUAAUAUGAAACAAAUUGUCUGCCGUUUAUUGGGUGAGAAAAGUACUGAAACAAUUACCUCAGACAUAGAUGAUGAUAUGGCCAUAUUACAGGAUUUGGAUUUGUUGAUAUUGGCUUCCUCACCAGAUGACUAUAAAAACUAUGCAGAAUUAUCACGUCAGGAAUGGUUGAAUGCUGGUAAAAGUAAUUAUGAAGAUCUGAGACGUAAGACUUUAAAUGCCCUAUUGGCCUUGGACAUAUAUCAGACACCGGAAUUUAAUGCCAAAUAUGCCAAAGCAGCACGUGCAAAUAUUGAACGGGAAUUAAAAGAUUUAGAAAAUUGUUAGAUAUAUAU
Molecule: messenger RNA, 645 nt
Organism: Musca vetustissima
Lineage: Eukaryota; Metazoa; Arthropoda; Insecta; Diptera; Muscidae
Exons: 4
Coding region: 8-637 (209 amino acids)
Source: RefSeq, a predicted model, not a curated record